This is a messenger RNA of Candida dubliniensis CD36, 1107 nucleotides long. It is a transcript of the gene AGE3, whose product is annotated as Age3p. The record is from RefSeq and is a predicted model, not a curated record. Gene Ontology annotation, biological process: regulation of endocytosis; regulation of ARF protein signal transduction. NCBI's taxonomy places the organism in Eukaryota, Fungi, Ascomycota, Pichiomycetes, Serinales, Debaryomycetaceae. Gene Ontology annotation, cellular component: Golgi membrane. Bases 1 to 1107 code for a protein of 368 amino acids. Gene Ontology annotation, molecular function: GTPase activator activity. The transcript has a single exon.
AUGUCUAUUGAUCCAGAAACUCGUAGAAAAUUAUUAAAUUUACAAAAAACCGGUGAAAACAAAAAAUGUUUUGAUUGUUCAGCACCAAAUCCUCAAUGGGCUUCACCUAAAUUUGGGAUUUUCAUUUGUUUAGAAUGUGCUGGAGUACAUAGAGGUUUAGGAGUUCAUAUUUCAUUUGUUAGAUCAAUUACAAUGGAUCAAUUUAAACCAGAAGAAACUCUUAGAAUGGAAAUUGGUGGGAAUGCAAGAUUGAAAAAAUAUUUUAAUGAUAAUGGUGUGGGAUUAACUUUAUCACCAAAACAAAAAUAUGAUAAUUAUGUCGCUGAAGAUUAUAAAGAAAUGUUGACAUGUGAAGUUGAAGGUAAAGAAUUUGUUGCCAAAGAUCAUAGUGGUGAAAAAUUACCUGAUAUUAAUUCAGAUACCAAUACCAAUACUAGUACUAGUACUACCAAUACACCAGGAAUAUCUAGAGGACGUCCUGGUCCUUUAACCAAUGAACAAAAACAGAAAAAUGAAGCUUAUUUUGCUGAUUUGGGUGCUAAAAAUGAUCAAAGACCAGAUCAUUUACCACCAUCACAAGGUGGGAAAUAUGGUGGAUUUGGUAAUACUCCAACACCAACUACUACAACUAAUAAUAAUAAUAAUAAUACUAAUAAUACUAGUUCUUUAUCAUCUUUCACUCUUGAUAAUUUUCAAAAUGAUCCUCUUGGUACAUUUACUAAAGGAUGGGGGUUAUUUUCAUCAUCAGUAGUUAAAUCAGUACAAGAAGUUAAUAAUUCAGUUAUAAAACCAAGUAUAGAUCAAAUUCAAAGUAGUGAAAUUACUGGUCAAGCUAAAACUGCUAUGGCUCAAUUUGGUCAAAAAAUGCAAGAAACUGGGAAAUAUGGUCAAGAAACUUUCCAAACUUUUACUAAAGAUAUAAAUGAAAAUGGUUUAAAUAAAACUUUAGAUAAUACAUUUGGAGGAUUUUUCGGUCAUAAAAAUAAUCAAGAUAAAGAAUUUCCUCAAGCCUUUGGAUUUAAAAAACCUGAUAAUGGUAUUAAAUAUGAAAGUUUAUCUGGUGGAUCAAAGAAAAAUGAUGAAGAUGAUAAAUGGGAUGAUUUUUAA